Gadus macrocephalus (Pacific cod) is the source of this 2648-nucleotide messenger RNA. It is a transcript of the gene znf750, whose product is annotated as zinc finger protein 750. Bases 374 to 2239 code for a protein of 621 amino acids. Gene Ontology annotation, biological process: epidermis development; positive regulation of transcription by RNA polymerase II. Lineage: Eukaryota; Metazoa; Chordata; Actinopteri; Gadiformes; Gadidae. Gene Ontology annotation, cellular component: nucleus. Gene Ontology annotation, molecular function: promoter-specific chromatin binding; RNA polymerase II cis-regulatory region sequence-specific DNA binding; DNA-binding transcription activator activity, RNA polymerase II-specific. The transcript has 3 exons. The record is from RefSeq and is a predicted model, not a curated record.
GAGAGAGAGAGAGAGAGAGAGAGAGACAGAGAGACUUUUGCCCAACAUGUAAAUUGUGGCUUGGGGCUUGACUAAUAUCAGGUGCAUCAAUGAUGCCUGAGGGCCCUGCUGUUUGGACUUAGGGCCCGCCUCUUUCUGAGGCAACACCUUAGACCGAGGAACUCGGCACACAAUUAACCAUCACCCAGCGGAGCGGAGACACAAACACCUACAAACACACACACACACACACCAACAGGCGAUAUCCGUCAGAUAUACCACAUAACAUUGUUUAUGGAGACUAUCCCUGGCUGCUGAUCUUGGAGAACUUCUCUGGAGGGUAACGCAUCGGGAGAAUUCCCACCGCACCAGCCCGGCAGUGAACCCGACGAACAUGGAAGUCGCCUUGGAGCGCAAGCCCAAGAGGCCCCACUACAUUCCCCGGCCGCCAGGAAAGCCCUUCAAAUACCAGUGUUUCCAGUGUCCCUUCACCUGCAACGAGAAGUCCCAUCUCUUCAACCACAUGAAAUACAACCUGUGCAAAAACUCCAUCUCCCUGUUGUCCCAAAAGGGAGGCCAGGCGCCGCGGCAGCCCAAGCCCUUGAUCAAAGACACGCCUCCCGCCCCCGCGCCUCCCAAGGACAGCCCUCCCGCCCAGCCUAAGGCGGGACCUGGUGGUCCUGAACAACAGGAAUCCAAGGCGGACGAACUCGGCAGUGGGGAUGACAACGAGGAGGUAGACGUCGGCUGCAACAGCCCGAUCCGGAAGGACGGCCCCGAGAUCCCGACGGAGGAGAAGGAGAUUGGCGAGAACAAAGAGGCCAACGCGCCGACACGCCCAUCUGCCUUCUCGGCCGUCACGCCUAAACGAGAGAAUCCAGAGGCGCUCGCCUCGCCUGUGCAGCGGCAGCCGUCUGAGGAGCAGGCGGUGCCGCCUCACAGCAACCGCGCCUUUCCGUGGGGUCCUAUCUCAGCGCCCAUCCCCUUCAAGUCGUUCCCCUCGCCCAUUGUUCCUCAGUAUCCGUCGUACCUUCUCUCCGAGCACCCUCUGCUCUACUCCUCGUACUACCUUCCUGAGAGCCACGGCGCCGGCCCCCCCUCCUUCCACGCUGACUUCCUGGAGCAGAGGCCCCUGGUUCCGCAGGCCGUCCCCCAGACGCCCCCCUCGCUGUUCCCCCAGUACCCGUUCUGCCCGUCGCUGCACCUGGGCCACUCUCUCCACUACAACCUGUACAGAUCCCCCGAGCUCUCCGUGCCCCUACCUAGAUCCAGAUUCCUAGAUCUGUAUAACCCGGCCUUCGUGCCUAAGGGCUAUGAGCUAUACAUGCACCAGCGUGACCCUCAGGGCAAGCCCGCCGAGGAGGACGCCGGCAGCCAGGAGCGGGGGGAGGACAAGGCCCCCAGGCUGAGUCCCGCGACCGGCUGUUCAGCUUCAGGGUCGCCCGACAGGCCGAUCCCCUCCCACGACCUCCAGAGGGACGCCGAGGCUCCCCAUUACACCGUCCUGGGGGAGCAACAACCCGACGCCGACCGACCACGCCAGACAGUGAAGCCAGUGCAAACGCUGCGGGUCGAUGCGAGCAAAGAGCACACCGAACAAGGCCUUCUCCAGUCGAGGCCUCUGCAUGCAGACCAGAGAUCAAAUGAGAGCACCAGGUAUUCAUCCCAGUCCCUAUCCGGGGAAUACCACGGAUCGCCGUCUGAGCGGGAUUACGAAAAGGCUGGGCGGGAGCACAGCAUGGCGCCUCUCAACCUCUCCACGAGGGCCCAAGAGAAGGACAGCGUGCCGUGCGACGAGCGUCCCGGCAGAGCCCUCGAGGAGGAUCUGCCCCUGAACCUGAGCCUCCGACGCUCGCUCUGCGGCCACGACCGGCCCGCCGCCCCCCGGCUGAGUCCCGACACAAACUCGGACGAGGAGGAGCCCGGCGACCGUCAGAGGCAGACUGCGGCGCUGGCCCUCUGUCAGCUGGCCGGCGUCGGCGCCUCGUGUGGAAUCGCCGCCAUGAUCAACGGCUCCUCGCGCGGCGGCACCGCCGCCGCCAUGAUCAACAGCUCCGCGGGAAGCUCCUCGACAGACGCUCCACCGAAGGGCUCUCCCUGUGCGACAGCGGCGGCGGGAAAGCCCAAGGCCGUGUGCAAGCAGGCCACAAAGGACAGGGGGUUGAAGAGGAAGCACUGCGCGCCGGCUGGGCAGAAGUCGACGCCCGGACACCACAAAUCGGCCAAGAAAGCGGCGAGGAGGAGGCCUCGUUGCAGCUAACGGCCGGUCCGCUCGCAUCCCGUUAACUCUUGUCGACGUUCAACGUGGUGACAGUGACUAUCGCCAUGGCGACAUGUUUAUAAUCGAUCAACCUUUUGACCACCCGAACAAAUACUUCUUAUGCACUGUGACCGGUUGGAUGGGCUGUGACACGGACGGCUAGCCAGGUGGCCACCGGCCGUCGGCCAGGUGGGCCCCAGCACAAAUGUCCCCAAAUGCACUGAGUUCAUGUUGAAGGUAGCAAUAUAUGGGCAAAGUAUAUCUCAUUAACAGAGGGGCCACACAAGCGAGGUGAUGAUACGAGUUGUAUAUAUAAAUCACUUUUAAGGAUGUUAUUGUUCUGCAUGUUUGUCUGAAACGUUUAUGGGGGUUUUGCAUAGAGAAAAAAUAAAACAGAUUUUGAGUAAAA